This is a messenger RNA of Effrenium voratum, 2209 nucleotides long. The record is from the annotation of a GenBank genome assembly. NCBI's taxonomy places the organism in Eukaryota, Dinophyceae, Suessiales, Symbiodiniaceae.
AGCUUUUCACCAUGGAUGUAGGAUAGUGAAACUUUGGCCGCGGCGCGCCAAGCGCCAAGCGAAGCCGCGGCCAGCAGACAAGGGCCAUGAACUCAGCGCCUGCUGCCACCUUGCGCGCAACCGCCAUACCUAGCGAGGCGAGCAACACCAGCCUGGCGGUGCCCAAGCGGUCCAAGUCCAACCUCACCAGCUCCGACAAAGGCUCCGGCAGCAACUCCCGCAGCACCUCGAUGCUCGCGGCGGACAGGCGGCGCACGCGGUCCAAGAAUGAAGAGCUGUCCUUUCAGGAGGAACCCGAAGAGAUGGCCAUCGCCCCGCUGCCUUCGGAGCGCUUCGGCCCCCUGCCCUCGGAGCGCUUCGGCCCGCGGCCCUCCGCGCCCUUUGCCAAGCAGUCCGAGGGCCUGGGGGAGACCGGCUUCGGCGAGCGCACGCCCAUGGGCCCCAAGCCCAGCGACAACUUCCGACUGGUGAAAGCAAAGAGCGGGCUGUCUUUGAGGUCUUUGCAUUCUCGGAUGUCGCAUCAGGAGAGCGAGUUUGACGCCAUAGAUCCGCAGGAGCCCGUGCCAGGGCACUGGGAUCUCAACCAGACGGGUGUCAUCCCGGUGGCCGUGUUUCUGGGCCUAUGGACGGCCUGCGCCUGCGUGGUGCUCUUCGCCAUGGUCUACAUCUACCGCUUCCAGGAAGUGCUGAAGAGCUACCAGCUUGCGGAGGAGUCUGCGCUGGCGCACGCCCAGCUGGUGGCCACAGACCUGCUGCUGCCUGCCGUGGCGGCGGUGGACGCCAUACAGGCGGCGUUGGCGGGGUCGGUGCUGCGAGACCUUUCGGACUACUCCACUGUGCUGAGGAUCCUGCGCCCACACUUUGAGGGGCGGCACAUUCUGGAGGAGGUGGAGCUGGCUGCCCCCCCGGAGAGUGGCGAGAGCGGGUCGGUGCUGGUGAAGCGCAUCGGGCAGCAGGUGAAGCUGCUGACGGACCGGGAGGACUGCCAGGAGGUGCCGGGGAUGCGGGGCUGUGCGCCUCGGGGGCUUUCGGCGAGUACGGACGAGUGGUACAAGGAGGGCUAUGGCGUGGGCAAGCCCUGGGGACAUAUCCCUCCGGAUCAGUUCUGGUCUGGCCCGGUCUUCAUCCGUGAAGACAUGGACUUGGCGGUCUGCCCAGAGCUCUGUUGGAGGCCUGCCUUCAUGUUUGUCAAGCGCGCCAGCAUCAAUGGCGGUCCAAAAGCUGUGAUCACUGGGAUCCCGGAGGUCCAGUCGAAUCAGACCUCCAACUUGCCGGGGCUCCUGGUGAAAGUGGUGGUGUCAGCCUCCCUUUUCAAGGACGUGCUGUCCACUGCCUCCUCCUUGAGCAGAGGCGAGGCCAUGGUGGCCACGGCCAGCGGGGACGUGGUGGCGGCCGAGGACAUGGCAUCGGCUGUGAGCAUCGAUGAGGACUCGGGCCGCCUGGUGGUGGGCAAAGUGCGAGAGGCCAGGCUCUCCUGGGCCGGCGCUGUCACUGACCAGCUGCUGCUCGGGAAGCCGGGCAUCUACACGGAGUCAGGUGCCUACAGCGUCACGGUGCGAAGACUGGAUGGUCCCAUGGACUUGGGCGAGUCUCUGCGCCUGGUCAUGGGAACGCCCAUUUUCUCGUUCAUGGACCCCACGCUCUUCAUGCUCACUUGGCCCUCCUGCGGAGUGUGUGCCGCUCCCAUCGCAGCGCUGACGAGUGGGGUGCUUUGGGCGUGCCUCCGGCGGCGGCGGCAGAAGGAGGCGCCUGCGGCGCGCGCCCGGUCUGUGAUCUCAAGCUCUCCCUCCAGCAAGAUGGCUGGGGAGGCCCCCACACCAGAAUCGCCGGCGUCGAGAGGUACGACCAGAGAGCGGUUUGCAGCCAGUGGACAUAACAGGACGCACCUGGAGAACCGGCGCACCAGCCUCACUGCGGCACUGGGCAUGAAGGAUCUCCGGAAGCGCCUUACCAAAAGGCAGAAGACCAUCGAGCUACACAGUUCCGCCGAUGAGCCAGCGGAGGCCCCACAAGACAUGGUGCAGAUGUCCGAAGUCACCUAAACUUGCAGGCAAGACUGCGAGUGAGACGAGGGUCUGUGGCAUGGCCAAUGCUUAUGCUUCUCAGUAAGCCACCAUCUUUGCAACUUUAGGGUUUCGGAAAUGGCCCUUAGUUGGGAGGGGCCUUUCUCUUUUUCACUUGAGCAGGGUGUAUUGCCGGGUGGCGGCUG